This is a messenger RNA of Ahaetulla prasina, 2698 nucleotides long. Its product is annotated as transmembrane channel-like protein 2. The record is from RefSeq and is a predicted model, not a curated record. The transcript has 20 exons. Gene Ontology annotation, biological process: vestibular reflex; detection of mechanical stimulus involved in sensory perception of sound. Gene Ontology annotation, molecular function: mechanosensitive monoatomic ion channel activity. NCBI's taxonomy places the organism in Eukaryota, Metazoa, Chordata, Lepidosauria, Squamata, Colubridae. Gene Ontology annotation, cellular component: plasma membrane. The coding region runs from base 214 to 2694 and encodes 826 amino acids.
GUUUCGUGCCAGAGCUGGGAGGGAGGCUCCUGCUGCAGCUGCUCCUGGGACCGGCUUCCGCCCUCGGCUUUCCGAAGCCUCGUGGGCAACAGGCCUCUUCUCCUUGGAUUGAAGGGGGCCUGGAAAGGUUGGAAGGACCUCUGGAGACUAUUCUGACGGGUGAAGAAAACUAAGAUAUUUCCAAGAUGUUUGUCUGAUCAUAGUCCUGUUUGGAUGGAAUUGCAAUAUGGAAACGAAGUUGGGAUGGAGAUUGAUGGACAAGUGGAGAGUGACACAGAAAGUGAAGAUUAUCAAUAUGAAGAAGAAGGGAAGGAAGAAAAAGUAGCCCCCAAAAAGAAUAUAAAGGAAAUUGCCAAGGAAAACAGAAAAGAGAGUUAUCAGAAAGACAUUGAUGAUGAAAAUGAAGAGCUAGCAGUAUCCAGGAGGAAGAAAUCAAAUAAAAAGAAAAAACAGAAAGCAUAUAAUAAUGUCAAAGAAAAUGAAGAGGAGGAAACGGUAAAAGGGAAGGAAAAGAAAGACAAAAAGCAAAAAGAGAUUGAAAACAAGAAAGCAAAAGGAAAGGACAAGAAAAAGAAAGAAAAUACAGGUGAAAGUUCCCCCUCUUCCACUCCAAACUAUUCAGAUGAUGAAUCUCUUUCUGAAGAGGAACUGGACAAGCUAAAGGAACAGGUAGAAGAAAAGAAAAAACUCAUAUCUAUCAUACGAAACAAACCCUGGUGCAUGGCAAAAAGAUUAACUUUGCUAAGGGAGGCUCAAGAUUUUGUAGAAAAAUUUGAAGGUGCUUUGGGAAAGGGAAAAGGAAAAAAAUUAUAUGCAUAUAAGAUGAUGUUGACAAAGAAAUGGGUCAAAUUUAAGAGAGAUUUUGAUAAUUUUAAGACACAAUGUAUACCUUGGGAAAUGAAGAUAAAAGAAGUUGAAAGUCAUUUUGGUUCUUCAGUGGCAUCUUAUUUCAUAUUUCUGCGAUGGAUGUAUGGCCUAAACCUGGUUCUGUUUGGCUUAAUAUUUGGGCUAGUUAUAAUUCCAGAGAUGUUAAUGGGUAUGCCAUAUGGAAGUAUACCUAGAAAAAUUGUACCCAGGGCUGAACAACCCACUGCUAUGGAUUUCUCUGUUCUUUGGGAUUUUGAGGGCUAUAUUAAAUAUUCAGCUAUUUUCUAUGGCUACUACAACAAUCAAAGGACAAUUGGUUGGUUAAAAUACAGGCUACCAAUGGCAUAUUUCAUGGUUGGUGUCAUCGGCGUGUAUGGCUAUAGCUUGAUGGUUGUAAUAAGAUCGAUGGCCCGGAAUGCCCAUGAAGACACAGGGGAUGGAGAUGAUGAGAACUUCAUUUUUAGCUGGAAAAUGUUCACAAGCUGGGACUACCUUAUAGGCAAUCCAGAGACAGCAGAUAACAAGUUUGCAUCCAUCACAACUAGCUUCAAGGAGUCAAUUGUGGAUGAGCAAGAAAGCAACAAAGAUGAAAACAUCCAUCUAAGAAGGUUUCUGAGGGUUCUGGCCAAUGUACUUAUAAUAUGUUGCUUAUGUGGAAGUGGCUACCUCAUUUAUUUUGUUGUGAAACGAUCCCAGAUCUUUUCAAAAAUGCAAAACAUCGGCUGGUAUGAAAGAAACGAAGUUGAAAUUGUUAUGUCACUACUUGGAAUGUUUUGCCCUCCACUGUUUGAAACUAUUGCAGCCUUAGAAGAUUAUCAUCCUCGUAUUGGGCUGAAAUGGCAACUGGGACGCAUUUUUGCACUUUUCUUGGGGAAUCUAUAUACAUUCUUACUGGCCUUAAUGGAUGACGUCAAGGAAAAGCUGACUGAAGAAGGUGUGAUCAGAAACAUCACACAUUGGACUGUCCUAACCUUCCAUAACUCAUCUUCAAGGAAUGAAAGUGCUCUUAUUCCACCUCCAAUGGAUCCAGCUGAUGUGCCUCGAGGACCUUGCUGGGAAACAACUGUGGGGAUAGAAUUUGUGAGGCUUACAGUAUCUGAUAUUCUUGUGACAUUUCUAACAAUCCUAGUGGGAGAUUUUCUUCGGGCUUGUUUUGUCAGAUUUGUAAACUACUGCUGGUGUUGGGAUCUCGAGGCUGGAUUCCCUUCAUAUGGAGAGUUUGAUAUUAGUGGUAAUGUGCUAGGUUUGGUCUUCAAUCAAGGAAUGAUCUGGAUGGGAUCCUUUUAUGCCCCAGGACUUGUGGGGAUCAACGUAUUACGUUUAUUAAUCUCCAUGUAUUUCCAGACCUGGGCUGUUAUGAGCAGCAAUGUCCCCCAUGAACGAGUGUUCAAAGCUUCUAAAUCCAAUAAUUUUUACAUGGGACUCUUGCUGUUGAUUUUGUUCCUUAGUGUGUUACCAGUUGCAUAUACCAUAAUGUCUCUGCCUCCUUCCUUUGACUGUGGACCAUUCAGUGGAAAAAAGAAAAUGUAUGAUGUCAUCCAAGAGACAAUCAAAUAUGAUUUCCCACCUCUUGUAGCCAAAGUCUUAGGUUAUUUGGCAAAUCCAGGACUAAUUAUAACUGCAGUGUUGCUUAUGAUUCUUGCCAUAUAUUACCUGAGUGCUGUGGCUGAAGGAUACAAACAUGCCAAUGCAGAGCUGAAAAAGAAAAUGCAAAUGCAACAUGAAGAUAAAAAUAAGAAUAAGUUUUCUGCCAAUUCUGCAAUGCAAGAACUAGAAGACUUGCCUAUUCCAUAUGCAAAAAAACAUGGAAGGACCCAAUGCAGCUAAGGUA